AUGAUGAAUAUGGAAGUGAAAUAUUCAUUACAUGGUUUCUACAAUAGAAACAUGAGUGAUAUGAAUGGGGAGAAAAUCCAAACAAACGAAGAUAUGCAUAAUAAUAAGAAGAAGAAAAAUAAUGAGAGAGUUGGUAAUUCAGGUUUAGGAAAUAUGAGUUUUCACAACCUAUCAAAGCUCAUUGUUCCUCCUUUAGGUUCCUCUGGUUAUAACCAGAAUCAGACUGAUCUUCACAAAGGCAACACUAUCUCACCUAUCAAUUCAACAUACAGGUGUUGGGAGACACUAAUGGUGGUAUUGGUGGCAUAUUGUGCAUGGGUAUGUCCAUUUGAGAUGGCAUUCAUGAACUUAAACCCAAACAAGAAGCUUUAUAUUGCAGAUAAUAUUGUCAAUCUCUUUUUUGCCGCUGAUAUCAUCUUGACCUUCUCCGUCGCAUACAUUGAUUCAACCUCUCAGCUUCUUGUUCGCGAUCGAAAAAAAAUUGCUACAAGAUACGUAUCAACAUGGUUUCUGAUGGAUGUGGGCUCUACCAUCCCUUUUGAUUUAGUGGCCAUGUUCUUUACUGGCAAACACCAAGUUGGCAUCUCUUAUUCUGUCUUAGGAGUACUCAGAUUUUGGCGUCUUCGCAAAGUUAAGCAAUUUUUCACCCGACUUGAAAAGGAUAUGAGAUUCAGCUAUUUUUGGAUCAGAUGUGCUAGGCUUUUGUUUGUAACACUAUUUUCAGUGCACUGUGCUGGAUGCCUCUAUUACUUGUUGGCUGACAGAUAUCCCCACCAAGGAAAUACUUGGUUAGGAUCUGUGAAUCCAAAGUUCAGAGAGACGAGCCUUUCGAUUAGAUACAUUUCAGCUAUUUAUUGGUCUAUCACCACCAUGACAACUGUUGGUUAUGGUGACCUCCAUGCGGUUAACACUGUCGAAAUGAUCUUCAUCAUUUUCUACAUGCUCUUCAAUCUUGGCCUUACUGCUUACAUUAUCGGCAACAUGACCAAUUUAGUUGUUGAAGGAACCAGUCGCACCAUGGAAUUCAGAAAUAGCAUACAAUCAGCUUCAAACUUUGUGUGUCGAAAUCACUUGCCUCCAAGACUGAAGGAGCAAAUACUGGCUUACAUGUGCUUAAGAUUCAAGGCAGAGAGCUUAAACCAACAACAACUAAUUGAACAACUUCCCAAGACAAUCUGCAAGAGUAUCCGACAUCAUUUGUUUUUGCCAACUGUUGAAAAGGUCUAUCUUUUCAAGGGUAUCUCCAGGGAAAUUCGCUUGCACCUUGUUGCUGACAUGAAGGCUGAUUAUAUACCCCCAAGGGAAGAUGUCAUAAUGCAGAAUGAAUCGCCAGAUGAGGUUUAUAUCAUAGUUUCAGGGGAGGUGGAAAUGAUUGAUAGUGAGAUGGAGAAUGAGCAGAUUGUUUGGACUCUGAGAUGUGGAGACAUGUUUGGAGAAGUUGGGGCCUUUUGUUGUAGGCCUCAGAGCUACACAUAUCGGACAAGGACACUUUCACAGCUCUUAAAGAUAAGGACAAGUUCUUUGAUUGAAGCAAUGAAGAGCAGACAAGAGGAUAACAUGACCAUGAUGAAGAACUUCCUUCAGCAUCAUAAGAAGCUCAAGGAUCUAAGACUUACAGACUUGUUCGUUGAUGUUGGGGAUAAAGAUAGUGAUCCAAACAUGUCCAUCAAUUUGUUGACUGUUUCCAGUACAGGCAAUGCCACUUUCCUUGAUGAGCUUCUCAAGGCAAGAUUAGACCCUAAUAUUUGUGAUUCCAAAGGGAGAACUCCACUGCAUAUAGCAGCAUCAAAAGGGCACGAAGAAUGUGUAAUGGUGCUUCUCAGACAUGGAUGUAACAUACACUUACAAGAUGUAAAUGGUGACACCGCAUUAUGGGAAGCUAUCACAGCAAAACAGCAUCCCAUAUUUGAAAUCCUGUACCAUUGGGCAUGUAUCUCUGAUCCAUAUGUUUCUGGUGACCUCCUAUGUAAAGCAGCUAGGAGAAAUGAAUUAACAAUUAUGAAGGAACUCCUCAAACAUGGAUUACUUGUUAACUCAAAAGAUCGACAUAGAUCAACUGCUAUGCAUAUUGCAAUAGAAGAAAAUCAUUUAGAGAUGGUAAAGCUUUUAUUAUUAAACGGAGAUGAAAUUGAUGAUACAUUGAAGGACAAGCUUUCAUCGAUGAACCUAAGUGAAAUACUGCAAAAACCAGACGUUGGGCACAGGAUAAUAAUAUCCGAUACUAUGGAUGAAGUUGAUCAUAAGUGGCAUGAACAGGAACAAAAAUACGACUUUGAAAGUCAUACAGAUCAAUGUGCUUUUAGAGUUAGCAUAUACAGAGGUCAUCCUGAGUUCAGGAGAAGAAGUCAGUGCAAUGAACCGGGAAGGUUAAUAAAGCUUCCCGAUUCACUUGAAAAACUCAAGGGCAUUGCAGGCCACAAGUUUGGCUUUGAUGCAAAAGAUGCAUUGGUGACAAAUGAAGAAGGAGCGGAAAUUGACUCGGUUGAAGUCAUUAGGGAUAACGAUAAGCUUUAUAUAUAUAGUUGAAUAUACAAACUCCAUAAUGUAGCAUGAGCUGUUCUACUAGUAUUUAAGUCUUUGUUCUAUUAUUUACACUGCUAUAAAAUUUAAGAAAAGGAUUUUACCUCUUUCA
Messenger RNA from Solanum lycopersicum (tomato), 2632 nucleotides. Its product is annotated as potassium channel AKT2/3-like. Gene Ontology annotation, biological process: potassium ion transport; transmembrane transport. The record is from RefSeq and is a predicted model, not a curated record. Lineage: Eukaryota; Viridiplantae; Streptophyta; Magnoliopsida; Solanales; Solanaceae. Gene Ontology annotation, molecular function: voltage-gated potassium channel activity; protein binding. Gene Ontology annotation, cellular component: membrane.